AUGUACAAUAUACAAAGUUCUAAUGCAAUGUGUAUUUUCUCUAGUUCCAUGAAUAUGCUUGGACAUCAGCCACCUACGUCUCAUCACGAGUCCGCCUUCAAUGCAACCACAACUGCAAAACCGCGUUUAACCGUUGCACCAUACACCGACGUCACCCUCUGCACGCACAAAGCUUCCGCUGGUCGCACUACUGCAGCGGACCUCCGAUCCACCACCAAAAUCACCGACAUACACUCCCGCUGCAGUGCGUGUGACAGUAUGCGCCCAUUGUGUUGCACCAAACCAAAAACAUCCAACAACCAUGCAGAAUCCGACCGCCUCCUCAAACCGCGAAACUCUGUCACAGAUCCGACCGCUUCAACCGCGAAUCCGAUUCUGACAGCCAGCCACACAUCAGACCAUUCGUCGCCGCAUCGCUUCUCUAAGCCGCGUCACCUGGAGCAAAUCCGCCACCGGUAA
Messenger RNA from Vicia faba (fava bean), 459 nucleotides. The record is from the annotation of a GenBank genome assembly. NCBI's taxonomy places the organism in Eukaryota, Viridiplantae, Streptophyta, Magnoliopsida, Fabales, Fabaceae.